This is a messenger RNA of Linum trigynum, 5788 nucleotides long. NCBI's taxonomy places the organism in Eukaryota, Viridiplantae, Streptophyta, Magnoliopsida, Malpighiales, Linaceae. The record is from the annotation of a GenBank genome assembly.
CUUGAGUAUGUCUAUCUACCUCGUUCGCCUGACCAACUUCAAUGUCGGGCGCCUCCUCCUCCCACAGGUACAUGUGGAAGAUCACGAUCUUGUUUUCCUCGACGCAGAGCCGUAUUCACAUCAAACACAAGCGUCCCACCAGUUGUGCCAAAUUGUUUCCCGAGAAACCAAAUAUCCACUGCUGGUGCCGAAUUUGUUUCCGACGAUGUUGAUUUGAUGUUUCGCGUUGGAAACUCUUGCGGUGCUGUUUGAUCAGAUUCACCGUUGAUUGAUGAAAUCAAGACAACCGUCAAAUAUCCACCGCCGGGUGGUGUUGAUUUGAUCGGUGCAACUCUGACUGCGAUCGUCAAAUAUCCACCGCUGGGCCAUGUUGAUUUGAUCGAUACACCUCUGACUUCUAACCAAGAACGACCGUUACUACGGUUCACACCUCUCCAAACAAUGUUCGAACGAGGGUGUUUGAGAUUUUUGGUGGAAUCUACGCUACAACUACUCCUAUGGAGAUUCAUGUGAAGAGCUCCGCGACUACGACUACUGCUACAACUAUGAAGAUCCUUCCUGGAAGGAGAGCUCCGGAAAGGAGUUACAGAGAAAAAGGUAAGUUUGACAGAUGUGUUUCUGUGUUGAUUUGGUUCCCCUCUCUCUCCUUGCUCCGGUGAUUUUAUUUGAAAUCAAUUGCGUAAUUUUCAUGCUCCGAGGAACUGCUUCCUCAACUGCUUCAUCGUAAACUCCCAUGUGUCUUGACUUUUCUCCACGGAGUCGUAGUCUUCAACUGCCUCGCGUCCAUUCUCCAAUCUUCCAUGCGUAAAAGCCACGUGCGCACACAUCAACUUUGUACCACAACGGUUUGAAUCACAACACCGCCAUCGAUUAAAAAACAUUGUUGUUUCACCCCACACCACCAUUGGACUCCCAACAUCGUUCAGCUCGCAAAGUCGUUUAACCCAUGGUGUUAUUGAACUUACGACACCAUUGAGAUCCACGGCGGUGUUGGCUUCGCGACACCGUUUAACUCCGUGACGUUGUAGAAUCUCACGAUGCCAUGCUGCCAAGAUGAGCUUAGAUUCGGAAUGCAGCUAAACUUGACGUGAUCACAACUGAAUUGACUAAACAAUGAUGUGUUGCUAUCGAAAUCACAAACUCAUUGCAACCGCAACAACGGCGUUGACACCCACCACGGUGUCUUUGAGAUCUCACCCUUGCAACGCCACUGAACUCCCAGUAUUUAGUUCGUGGCAUUGUCGAACUCGUGACCGCGACAUCGUCAACCUCGCUAUGCCGUCGUCGAACUCGCAACGUCGUUAAACUUGCGGCAUCGCUACGUAUCGCGAUACUGUUAUCUCGCGGCGUGGUUGUUCUCACGACGCCGCAAAAAUAUAGUAAUUAUUAAAAAUAAUAUUUUAGGUGUAAACAACCUCAACCCCAAUCAAAUUACGAGAUGACUAAAUUGAUUUAAAGGGGUAUCAAACUCAAUCAAUCCCAGUCGAGUUACCAUUUGACCCUGAUAAAUCUUAAAAAGAAUGAUACUCGAGCCAUUCCAUGUUUACUAUAAUAGCAAAGCAAUCAAUAAAAUAAGAUUUAUGACUUUACUCUCAGCUUUUUGUUUACAUCUAUUUCAUCUUGUCAUUUUAACAUUUCCAUGCUUCAGUUUAUUACAAGCAAAAACUAUAUUUGUAUUGUUUAAUUUUGUUUUCUUCUUCUCCCCUUUGUUUAUUCCACCACACAUAUCACAUAAUAAGCUAACAUCCAACUGCUUGAUAAGUAAGCUCAGCUUUGGCAAACUUAAACAAUCUCAAAAUAAUAAAGCAACUUGAUAAUUAAUACUCGAUUUUGGGAGGUCUUUUGAAAUAUCCCCUUUGGUCUAAAACCAUCCCCUUUAAACUAAACAUUUUUUGUACCAAAACCAAAAGCACCGAUAGUAAGCAAAAUUCAGAAUUUUACCAAACCAAUAAAUAAACCUAAUUAGAGUAGUAGAGUUGAAUCUUGGUUCUAGAACCAUAAAAAUCAAAUCUCAAAUUUGCAUAACAUCAAUCUAUUUCAAAUUGACCAAAAAUCUAAAUUUCAACUCACAACAUACUUCUGAAUUCCUAAACCAAACCAUUUUUUUAAUGAAAAACACCCUAAACACUAAGAUAAAAAGAGGGAAAUAUCACUACCUUCCUUUUUCGCUAAGGAUCUGCGAAAAUGAAAAAUGAAGUCAGAAGCUAAUUAAAUACUUGAAUCCGUAGCAAAUAGUAAAAUCAAAAGGAAAAAACACCAAAGGGAGUUCUAGUGAGAGAGAGAGAGAGUGCUAGAGUGAUCUUGGAGAUUAAUUGAAGGCUUGGGUUGAUCUUGAAGACAAUGAUUCAAGCCUAGAAGAAGAAGAAGAAGAAGAAGAAAGAAGAUUUUGGGCUCCAAUUUGUAAUUUCUCUCUUCUCUCUCUAGAAACUCAUCCUCUUCUCUUGGGUUUAAGAACCAUAGGUCUAGAUUUGGGUUUAAUAUUGAUGUAUGUGACACAUUCCAUGUUUGAUUGAUGAUUUUACUUGAUUGAUGGAUGUUUUCAUAAACGACAUGAGUUGUGUUUCCAUUUUCAUGUAUUGAGCUUUUGACAUAGGAGGGAGAAAAUCCCCUUAUAGUCCAUUAUUGGCGUCUUCAAGUCACUCCUCACCCUAUAUCGUCCGAACAAUCCCCGAGGGAAUCAAUUCCAUCAAUAUCCUACGAUAUAGGGUUGCCCUAGGUUGAAUAGAGCCUACCACAUUCAUCGAUUCGCCAUUCUGGGUCAUUCCCGAGGGAGUCCAUCUCCUAACGAUAGAUUAAUUUAGUCAAUCGAGCUUUCGACCUAGGAGGGAAACAACUCCUCACCCUAUAUCAUCCGGGCAAUCCCCGAGUGAGUCGAUUCCCUUGAUCUCCUAUGAUAUAGGGGGUGCCCUAGGUUGAAUAGAGCUCCUACCCAUUCAUCACUUCACCGUUCCGGGUCCGUCCAGAGGAAGUUCAUCUCCUAAUGGUAGGAUAGUGGGUUGAUUGAAAUAGGAGGAUACUCAACAUUGAUCCAAAGGUCAGAAAUAGGGGGAUUUAAUCCAAGGGAGCUCCCUACCUUGUAAAUAGCUAGGAUUAGUGGUUAGUCUAGGUUAGUUAGUUUAGUUGUAUUAAUCGCUAUCCUAGGUUGGCUAGAUAACGAACCCUAAACCUAAAUUAGGGUAAGCCUAGAUCCCCGUGAUACGAUAAAUUCUUAUUGCUUGCUUGCCCUAUGCUACACCUAGUUGUCGGUUAUACUUGGUCGACGAUUGGGAUGUUGUAGUUAGAGUGAGUUAAGUUUUUGGUGCCAUUUCCAGGGAGCCAUUCUUGGUUAUUUGAAAAAGGGUUAGGUCGUUACUUUAGCCGUUUUGUUUUAUGUUUUGUGUUUGUUGACCCACUCUUCUCUUAAAGGGUGGUUUGGGUUGUUUGAUUUUGUUUUUGUGUUUUGUGUUUGUAGGUUGAAUUAUGGAUCCUAAUGGCUUCUACAAUAUGUGGGGGUAUCCACAACCACCUGAAUAGGGGUACCCUAGAGCUUCAUGGAGUGAACAAGAAGGUGGAAGCCAAGGAACUGGGUUCUAUGAUCAACCUCCCUUCCAAUAAGAGCAACCAUACCAAUGGGGAUGCCAAGAGGCUUCCCCAUAUCAAGAAGAUUUCCCUCCACAACCCGAGGAGAAAUCCAAGUUGGAGUUGGCCAUGGAAGCUUUCACGAGGCAUUCCUCAAGAUCGUUGGCCACUGCGCAACUGGAGCCAAAGAGAAAAAUGGAGCUCAUGGUGGAGCGGUUCGCGCGAGGCACCGAUGAAGGGUGCUCGAACUUGGAUCUCCCACAACCCGAAGAGAAGUUCAGAUUGGAGCUUGCCAUGGAAAAUUUUGAAAGAGAAUGCUCCAACAUGGAUUUCCAACCCCUCCCUCCACCCUGUUUGACAUUAGAAGAGAAGGUGACACGAGCUUGUGCAAGCUAUCGCCUCUCUUCAUUGGAGGAAAGCGAGGAGGUUAAAAGGGCAAUCAAUGAAAACCGUGUGGAUCAAGUUUUGAAUGUUGGUGAUCGGGAGCGAAGGGCGGGUGAGAUCCGGAAGAGCAAGGAGACGUCAAAACACCACCAAAAUCUCUUCAUUGGUCUUCUUAUUGAAUGGAAAAGAAAUGUAAACCGUUGAUGGUUGGGUUUCAUCCCACCAAGCGCUUCUUUAAUGUCGUGAGCCGGACGGUUGCUCUUCAAGUUUCGGUCCACCCAAGAACCUCCUUGAAGUUGAGGUUCUCGUCGGUGAGGUGGUGUCUCAAGUCACGAGCUUUGGACGAGUUCAUGAUUGAGGGCUCGUGACCUUGAGUGGUUUUGAGGCUCCAUCCACGAGACCUCUUCUUCGUUCCUUCUUCUUUCUUCCCUUUGCCCCAUGUAGUGCAUACUCGAUUGGUUUCCAUCCCAUCCACCAAGAGGGAUCAGCGAUGGUUUGGCCUUGUCUUGGCAAAGAGCCGCAAAUGGGUCCUUUUCCAAAAGCGCAUCGAGGUCGGGUGGAAAGCUUUGUUCGCACUUGUAACUUGUUGAAGCUUCAUCCACCACGACCUCAUCUUCAUCUUGGACUUCACUUGCUCCUUCUACUUCUUCUUCAACCUCCCUUCCUUCUUCUUCAAUUUCCCCCCGUUGGGAACACUCGAGAUCUUACCUCUCUUUAAAGCUCGCUUCCUCCUCUUUUAACCUCUUCUUUCCUCAUCUUUCCUCGCUCUUCCGCAAGCAAGCGUUGAAUAGCGAGUCUCCAAGAUAUGUCUUCGAUUGACUUGACACUCAUCUCUUCAUUGAGGACUUCCUCUACAACGCUUGGGGUAAAAUGUGGAAGAGUGGUGGCUUCCUCAAGAGGACAUUCCAAGUCUCGAACAUCAUGGUGGCCAUCCGUGAUAACUUUCGAGCGUUCCAAUUCCUCCUCGAGGCUUUCCUCUUCAUCUUUCUUUUUCACCCUCUUCUUUCUCCUUUCCUUUCAUGUAUUCAAGCACGGUUUGGAGGGCAAGGAGCCAUGCAAGAUCAUAGAAAGGAUUCUCUUGCUCCUCCACACUCGUGUCUUGGUCUUCAAAGUUGGUCUCGGGAAGGGGAAAGUGACAAGAUUCGUCAAUGCAACCUUCUUGUUCAUCCUCACCAUGUGAGCUCUCCGAGGUGAGUUCGUCUUGCUCCACACAGUUGUCAUUGCUCGCCCUUUCAACCUCCUCGUUCUCCUCCAAUAAUGAGAGGCGAUAGCUUGCACAAGCCCGUUCCACCUUCUCCUCCAAUAAUGAGAGGCGAUAGCUUGGACAAGCCCAUUCCACCUUCUCCAAAAGUGUCAAGCCGGGAGGAGGGAGGGGUUGUGACAGGCUAAAACACAACACCAAACUGCGACCAAGUGUAAUCGCAGUAAGAAAGCAGGAAUUGGUACGGUUUUCUCAAGCAAAGAAGAGUCACUCGGGAAUGAGUCCCCCUAGCUCCUUAGUUAGGUCUCAAUUGUAAUUACCCUGGGUUGAUUUACUGUUGAUUAGACUGCGGAAGAUCCGACAGUAGCUUGGAAUCUCUUAAGCUGACCAAGCCCUCUCAGUCUAACUACCCGGCAGACGACUAGUCUUCACCGGGGUAGAUAGCUGAAGCAAUAAGCACAGAACUACACUACUGGAAUUGGAUUCCAGUACAAAGCAGUAAAAUGGUCCUGACCCCACUGUCGAGAGUGAGUGAUUCAUUCAUCAUGUUUUGUUCAUUUCUUAUACCCCGGUGAGGACCUAGGUUGCUCUACUGUUCAUUCCUAUGAUGUGAUCUUCAUGCAUGAGUAAAUGUCAGACGUCAAG